Penicillium macrosclerotiorum is the source of this 1920-nucleotide messenger RNA. RefSeq names its product putative glycerol:H+ symporter (Gup1). Gene Ontology annotation, cellular component: endoplasmic reticulum. The transcript is spliced from 4 exons. The coding region runs from base 1 to 1920 and encodes 639 amino acids. Gene Ontology annotation, biological process: GPI anchor biosynthetic process. Lineage: Eukaryota; Fungi; Ascomycota; Eurotiomycetes; Eurotiales; Aspergillaceae. The record is from RefSeq and is a predicted model, not a curated record.
AUGACUUCCAUACUUUCCUGGCUCCGGCGAAUUUAUUCGCUCGACACCCUUGACACUCGUUUCACCUCCUCUGCGACCACUCCGGCUACCGCAGCCGCCGACACGCGACCACCCUCCGCGAAAGAUGCCCGCGCUAAUGCCAUUGCCCAGGGCGCGUCCGCACCGCUCUGGCGUACCCCGGAGUUCUUCAUUUACUACAUAUUCUUCAUCACCCUCGUUCCAUUGAUGUUCAAAACGGUGGCUGAUGCCUCAAAAGACACUCACCCAAUCUACUCUGAAUACUCCCAUCUUCUAUCCCCAGGCUGGAUUCCAGGGCGGCUUGUGGACAACUCCGACGCCCAGUAUGCCAGCUUCCGUGACAACAUCCCUGCCCUUGUGCUACUUCUCAUUGCCCAUCCCCUUGUUCGCCGAGUCUACCAGUUUUUCACAAGCCGGCCAAGGAACGAAACAAAGCCAUCUCACCCAUCCGCGGCCAUCACAGGCGAUGUCCAACUCGAACAACGGAUGCGCUUUGACUUUGGAUUUGGGUUGAUUUUCAUAACCGCCCUCCACGGAAUCUCUGCGCUCAAAGUCCUACUGAUUCUGUUUGUCAACUAUAAGAUUGGCAAAGCUCUUCCUCGAUCCUAUGUCCCCGCAGCAACAUGGACAUUCAAUAUCUGCAUCCUGUUCGCCAAUGAGUUAUGCGGUGGAUAUCCACUGGAAGUUUUGGCGACAAUUCUGGCGCCGAAAACCACAGGAAGCAAGACGUCGUUACUCGUCGAGUGGGCCAAAAGCCUGGAUAACUUUGGGGGGAUUAUGCCGCGCUGGGAGGUUCUCUUCAAGGUUACCGUGUUGCGGCUGAUCAGCUUCAACAUGGACUUUUACUGGAGUAUCGACUAUUCUGCGGCCAGUCCCAUUGAAAAGAAGCAACUCGACCCCGCGAACCUCUCUGACCGAGACCGGGUCAAAAUCCCCGCCGAGCCGGCCGCCUUCAGCAUGCGUAACUUUAUCGCCUACGUUCUGUACUCGCCGCUCUAUCUCGCCGGCCCCAUCCUGACCUUCAAUGACUAUGUUUCGCAGCAGCGAUACACAUCACCAUCCUUGACACGCUCACGCUCACGCACUGUUCUCUACGGAAUCCGGUUCUUUCUCACACUCCUCUGCAUGGAACUCAUCCUCCACUAUAUCUAUGCAGUCGCAAUCUCCAAAUCCUCGCCCAAUUGGUCUCUAUUCACCCCAGGUCAGCUGAGCAUGCUGGCCUUCUUCAACCUUCACAUAAUCUGGCUGAAACUCCUCAUCCCAUGGCGCUUCUUUCGUCUAUGGGCCCUCAUCGACGGCAUCGACCCUCCAGAAAACAUGGUCCGCUGCAUGUCCAACAACUACUCCGCGUCUGGCUUCUGGCGCGGGUGGCACCGCUCCUACAAUCGCUGGGUGGUCCGCUAUAUUUACGUCCCCUUGGGCGGCGGCGGCGGCGGCGGACAGCGUCCUGCCGGCGCUAAGCCCUCUUCAACUCCUCCCUCGGGCUUCAUGGUAAAAUUCCAGCGUAUCCGCAACACGCUGCUGGUCUUCACAUUUGUUGCUAUCUGGCACGACAUCAACCUGCGCCUUCUGAUGUGGAGCUGGCUCAUCACGCUCUUCGUUUUGCCCGAAGUCCUGGCUGGUAUGCUUUUCCCCGCCAAUCGGUGGCGCUCGCGCCCUACCGCAUACAGGGUCCUUAGUGGCCUCGGUUCCGUGGGUAAUAUACUCAUGAUGAUGAUUGCAAACCUUGUUGGCUUUGCUCUUGGCCUGGAUGGAUUGAAGGAUCUGCUGGCCAGCUUGACAGGCUCGUACUCUGGAGUCGCGUACAUGAUCUCGUGUUGUCUAGUGCUGUUUGUGGGAGUGCAGGUCAUGUUUGAGAUUCGCGAGGAUGAAUUGCGAGCGGGUAUCAAUUUGAAGUGCUGA